Messenger RNA from Moneuplotes crassus, 543 nucleotides. Lineage: Eukaryota; Ciliophora; Spirotrichea; Euplotida; Euplotidae. The record is from the annotation of a GenBank genome assembly.
GGAAAAACUUUGACAGAAUAUUUAUUAGCUAUGCCUACUAGUUCAGUGCUGAAAAUCUGGAAUUAUCUUGGACUGUUCAGGAAGAAGGAACAGGUCGUGGUAGAGAUUUUGGGAAGUUUAGAGGGAAGUUAGGAAUUUUGGUAAAUUGGGGUUUUGGGAGUUAAGGGGUAGAUUUUGAGGUGGAGGUUUUGGGAGACUUGUUAAGGAAAUUGGAAUUGUUAUUGUAGAUGGGGAGAAUGCUUUUUUGGGGCAGGAUUGGGUGUUUUUAUGAUGGAUAUUGUUAAAGGUUCUCGUUUUGUCAUAAUUUACUAUAUUUCUUAUGUAGACCAGCUCUUUCUUGAGUCUGUUCAUUACUCCAGUAGAUUCAAAUUGAACGACAACGCCUCCAGAAGUAUCACAAGGGAUUUCAGUAACUCUAUCUGUUAGGACACUGAUCUGAACUUCACUAUACUCAGUGAUGACUAGAAGUUUGAGAUGAUACCCUUGCUCAAUAAACUCUUGAAUCAAGUCCCCACCUCUUAAGUAAACUCUAAAAUACUUUUC